This is a messenger RNA of Abrus precatorius (Indian licorice), 2095 nucleotides long. RefSeq names its product protein WVD2-like 5. The record is from RefSeq and is a predicted model, not a curated record. The transcript is spliced from 10 exons. Bases 136 to 1536 code for a protein of 466 amino acids. Gene Ontology annotation, molecular function: microtubule binding. NCBI's taxonomy places the organism in Eukaryota, Viridiplantae, Streptophyta, Magnoliopsida, Fabales, Fabaceae.
AAACCAUCAGCAACAGCAAACAUCUACUGUUACAGUUUGAAUCUUUCGGAUCUUGUUGCUUGGGUUCGGAUCCUCCAUUCCUCAGAUCUCUCACCCACGAUGCUAUUCUGCUUUUGACACCACAGCUUGGCUUGAAUGAUGGAUCCAAGCAACCUUUUGCCAACUGAUGGACUUGAAGUCCACCAAAAUGGUGUUCAGGAUGAAAGGGAAUGUUCUGAUUGUGUUGUUCCAAAUGUAGACCUUGAUGUCACUGAAAUUAUAGAAACUAAAACUCCGAAUGGAAAUUUUGAAAAUUUCAACAAGUCAGAUAGUACUGCAACUGAUUACUCAUCCAAGGUGGAAGUCAAGGAAGGAUCAAAUGACAAUGUAGACAGCAACAAUGUCACCAUUACCAAGGAAGAGCAAGUGGAAAUUGUAAACCAAGCAGAGCAAGUGAAAGCACAAAAGGGACCUGUCAAGAAUAAGAAUGCAAAGAUUCAAAGCCCCAGAGGUGUUCAUGCAGGUUCAUUAAAAAAGAGAACAGAUGGAAAAGAUGAAAAGACAGCAUAUCUUGUUUCAAAUGGUACUUUCGCAGCAGAAUCUCAUCCAAGACAACCUGUUAAAAACAAAUCAUUCAGUGACAAGCAGACUCGAUUAUCCAAGCACCCCGGAAAGUCUAAUGCAGCAUCUAUGGAAGCAUCAAUGGAAAACACUAGACCGCAAUCAUUGAAGAAGGGGCCCCUUGACAGUCUUCAAGGAGAAGCAGAAUCUUCUACUCCUACUGCAGAAGAUGCGAAAACUCGCAGGAUGGGGACACUCCCAAAUUAUGGAUUCAGUUUUAGGUGCAAUGAGCGAGCUGAGAGAAGAAAAGAGUUCUACUCUAAGCUUGAGGAAAAGAUUCAUGCAAAGGAAGUGGAGGAGAGUAACCUACAAGCAAAAACCAAGGAGACACAAGAAGCUGAGAUUAAGAAGCUUAGAAAAAGUCUUGGAUUUAAAGCAACUCCAAUGCCAAGCUUCUACCAGGAGCCUCCUCCUGUUAGGAUGGAGUUAAAAAAGAUGCCAACUACAAGAGCAAAAUCUCCUAAGCUUGGCCGUAGGAAGAGUUCAACGUAUUCAGAAGAAAACACUGGCAGCAGUGCUCGACAAGGUCGUUUAAGUCUGGAUGAGAAAGUGUCACAGACUAACCCCACUAAAGGAAUUACUCCUGUUCAUCAAAAGAAGCCACAAAGAAGGUCUCUUCCUCCUCGACUGAAUUCUGAAAAGAUAAAUUCAUCCAAUUCAACAGUUGCACGGACAUCAUCUAAGUUAGUGAAUGAUGAGAAAACCCUGUCUAGUGUGAAAACUGAAGUUACCACCUUUUCCGAUGCAACAGGAGAAGAGAAAGUUGAAAUGGCUGCAGCCAUUGAAGAGAACAGUGCCUUAUCCAAUGAGACAAGCAAAGCUCUGCCUCUAAACACGCAGCCGGGUGAAGCAAAUUCUCCUGUGAAUGGUGAUUUAGUCAUUGACAAUAAAUCACAGCUCACCUUGGUACAAGAACCCAUAGCAGCUGAGCAUUAAGCAAGCAGCAGGAACAGAACCAAAUGUUAACUAUUAGAGCAAUUGAUUCAUCUCGUGAAUAUUAUAGAAGCAUAAACUGAGAUUUUUUAACAAUGAAGGCUUGCAGAUUGCUUUGUGGUUUGUGAUGUCAUUGUUCAAGCAGCAUUGUUUCUUGUGUUUACUCCCCAAGCUUGUUGGUUUUGUCCUUGGGAUUCUCUCUCCUCCUUUCAGCAAUGUAUGUAACUAUUUUCCUGAUUUUUCUAGUUUUUGUUAUUUUAGUAUGCAACAGUUUGUCUGUUUAGUUAAUAUGUUGGCGACAAUUUUGAGAUAGUUUGCCAUCAGUGGUUCAAUCACAUUUUGUUUUGUUAAACAAUUGUCGUUACAAAAAAACAACUGUUUUUGUUGUGGACACCCUUCUGAUGAUGUCUUACAACUUUGCUUGCUAUGCAUCAAAUUCAAUCGAUUUUCAGCACCCCUUUCUACCCUAUAACCAAAAUAUGCAUAUGCUCGUCCACAUGCUCAGCCAACUAAAUAGGUAGUUUUUCUUGUUACAAUGUAGCAAUAGUUUAUUAGCUGAUUA